AUGAGUAACGUUUCCUCUGUCACAGCAGGUUCUGCUCUUCUAUCAGAACAAAAUGUUUUUCCAGUUAUUGUAAACACUAGCUACAAAACCAUGGGUAGCAUCCAUUUCCUUCCCGUGGACAUUCUCUUAAAAAUAUGCAGAAGAUCACAGGAGUCUACCAAUCACGAAAGUGCAAAUUCACCUAAAGAUCGCCCCGUUGACUUAACUAUGCCUUCCGAAUACAUUAAAUUGCAGUUGCUUACAACACUUGAACCAAUUUUGCGUUGCCUAUUGGCCCAGGUCGUAGCCAAAGAUGUUCUUCUAAAACCUCAUUCUUCUUUUAAUGCCCUCGACUACCUAACGCUUGAACUAUACCGAAAUAACCCUUCAAAGCCGGAGCGUAUUGAUACUGUGAAGAGCCUAGAAGACAUUAAUUGGGUCGCUGAAUACUGGAAGUCGCAUCCUCGAAAACCACUUCCACUCAGUUGGCACUUGACUCGUUCAGAGGCCGCUACCAUCAUUCAAAAGUACUGGCGAGGAUAUUCGGUGAGAAAACAGGAUGAAGUUCAAGACCUUCGAAGGUGGCAACGGGAGUGGAGAUUGCAGAAAAAUUAUGAGAAUCCAUAA
Molecule: messenger RNA, 606 nt
Organism: Echinococcus granulosus
Lineage: Eukaryota; Metazoa; Platyhelminthes; Cestoda; Cyclophyllidea; Taeniidae
Product: IQ domain-containing protein K
Exons: 5
Coding region: 1-606 (201 amino acids)
Molecular function (GO): protein binding
Source: RefSeq, a predicted model, not a curated record